Molecule: messenger RNA, 718 nt
Organism: Temnothorax curvispinosus
Lineage: Eukaryota; Metazoa; Arthropoda; Insecta; Hymenoptera; Formicidae
Gene: mRpS25
Product: probable 28S ribosomal protein S25, mitochondrial
Exons: 3
Coding region: 84-596 (170 amino acids)
Cellular component (GO): mitochondrion
Molecular function (GO): structural constituent of ribosome
Source: RefSeq, a predicted model, not a curated record
GGAGGUUGGCUCGCCGUACUAAAAUCGUGUCAACUAAGCGACGGCAGUAAACAAACGGUCAGAAGCAGACAGGAUCGUGCAGGAUGCCGUUUAUGAUAGGCAAGGAGCCCGUGCGGCGGACGGUCAAGUAUCUAAUGGCCGGCAAACUGAUCCUGAAGGAUAAGAUACAAAUAUUGUCCAUUAAUUACAAUAUACACGGCAACCAUCACAAAGGGACGAGAGAUUUCGUGUUUUGGCAUCUACCGCAGCUGCAGUACAAGAAUCCAGAUGUUCAGAUGGUUACCUUUAGGAACCUAACCCCGUCGCCGUUCAUAAAAUGCUACUACGAGGACGGUAAGAAGAUGCUGAUAGACGUAGACAGCAAGUCCAAGGACGAGAUACUCGAGCAUCUCAUAAGAAUAAUAGGAAAGUCGAAGGAGACGUUGGUCAAGGAAGCCGCGACUCAGGAGAAAAAGGACAAUCCAGCAAAUUUCGGAGUGGGCUGCGACAGAAGCUGUAUAUGUCACAUCCCGGGACAAGUGCCAUGCCCUGGCAUAGUGCCCUUGCCAUAUCACAUGCGUGGAAAAAUCAUAAUGGAGAGAUUACAGAACAAGUAGACGAAACUGUAGUUGUUACGAAUUCUUGUUACAUAUAUUGUAUUUGUAUAAUUACAUGUACAUACAUGUGUGUAAGGUGUAUACAUUCUUGUUAUAUCCAAAAGUAUGAACGAUGGAAGUAA